AUGAAGCCCAUGAUUCUCAUCGCCGCAGCCUUUGGCCUCGCCACAGCAGCGCCCGUCUCCACCCUGUAUAAGCGAAUGCCGGUCGACAACCUUUUACGUUUAUCCAUGGCUUCUUUUCCCGACCAGGCAGUCAGGGACACGUACGCGAGCGACGUAUCGUCCAAGUGGCGAUUGUAUCCUUUGGCUCGGCUUGAGUGGAUGGCUCUCCUGUAUGGCAUCAAGUUGCUGGACUACGUAAAUAAAGGGCAAGACGAAACGGCCUCGAACAUUGUGCUUACUCUUUCCGAAUCUGGCAACGACGAGAAGUAUCCCGUCACAAAGGACGACAUGAACUCGUUUCUGGACAAGGUUUCCGACAUGAUAGCGCAGGAGCAAGCAAAGUCUUUGCCGUAG
Ustilaginoidea virens is the source of this 393-nucleotide messenger RNA. RefSeq lists its product as uncharacterized. Bases 1 to 393 code for a protein of 130 amino acids. The record is from RefSeq and is a predicted model, not a curated record. Lineage: Eukaryota; Fungi; Ascomycota; Sordariomycetes; Hypocreales; Clavicipitaceae. The transcript has a single exon.